CCUUCCUCUCUGGUGAUGACGCUAUGACGCCAGUAAGCCACAGAGCCGCCGUCGCCUGGUCGCUCUACCGGGAAUGGAUUUAGAAGAAGCUUUUCAAGUUGUCGGAGAGUUUGGACCCUACCAGAAGCGGACGGUGGCUGCUCUUGCUCUGACACAGGUGUACAUGGCCUGUCAGGCCAUGCUGAUCGUUCUGGUUGGAUCUACGCCAGAGUACCGCAUCGAGCAGCAGGACGGUGUCCCAUCAAGCACGCAGGAGCUCCUCCAGCAACACGUCACCUUUACAGAGGACAUCGACUCCAUAGUGACGGAGUGGUUUCUUAUCAAGCAGCAGGCCUAUAAGGUCAGUCUCGCUGGAUCUCUGUUCUUCGCCGGGCUUCUUAUCGGGAACAUCGUCCUUGGGCCUCUCUCCGACAGGAUUGGCAGGAGACCUGUUUACUUGACAGGUCUGUUUUUUGAGAUUAUCUUCGGUUAUGUGACCGCCUUUGCACCCAGCUAUGAGGUCUUCGCCGUGUCUCGUCUCCUGGUGGGGAUAAUGAACGGCGGCAUCGGCCUCGUCUGCUUCGUUCUCACUCAGGAGUAUGUGGGCAAGCCCUACUGGGCCAUGACUGGGACGUUGGCCAGCAUGGCUUUUGCGGUCGGCAUCGCUCUGUUUGGAGCUCUGGGCUACUUUAUCCGGCCGUGGAGGAGCCUGGCCACGGUGGCCAACUCGUCCGGUAUCCUAAUGUUCCUGUUGUCUUUAACUCUUCCAGAGUCUCCUCGUUGGCUGUAUUCUCAGGGUCAUACGGAGCAAGCUGAAGAGGUUCUGCGCUACAUGGCGGUGAGGAACGGCAACGUGGCCAACAACCUGAGGUUGAAACGUGUCCGUGCUGCUAAAGCCGGUAACCGGGGUGCGGGUGUCCUGCAGCUGGUGAUCCAUCCAGUCCUCCGUCUGAGGACUAUGGUGCUCAUGUAUGUCUGGUAUGCAUGCAGUCUGCUGUACUACGGUCUGACUCUGGGGGCCAGCGAGACGUCUGGAAGCCGUUUUGUUAACGUAGCCAUGUACGGCCUGGUGGAGCUGCCCGCCUACCCGCUCUGUAUAUACUUCAUAAACAAACACUGGGCUGGGAGGAGGAAAAGCAUGGCCAGUUUCCUGUGUCUGGCUGGCUCCGCCUGCUUCUGCACAAUGUUCAUUCCGGAAAACACAGGGACGUUGCUGAGCGUUACGUCGUUGGCGCUUCUGGGAAAACUGAUGGUCAGUGCAGCGUUCAACAUUGCCUACGUCUACACCUCUGAACUCUACCCAACAGUUAUCAGGAACGCUGGUCUGGGAGUUUGUUCCAUGUCGUGCAGAGUUGGAGGGAUCCUUGCCCCGUUUGUUCCUUCCAUGCGGGCUUUCCACACCUCCAUGCCUUUCACUGUGUUCUGUCUGAGCGGUUUGUCUGCAGGCUGCCUCGGCCUCCUGCUGCCUGAAACCCUCAACGGACCUUCAGCAGAAACUCUGGAGGAGCUCAGCAGCUCCAACCACAGCCGAGUGCUGGAGAGCAAGGCUCUUUUGUAUGAAGAUAACAAAUGGAAAUCAAACCAAAAAUGAAGCCAGCAGUCUCCAGUCUUCACUGGAGCAGCUCAGAGCAGCGAUAAAGAUUGUCCACACCUCAUUCCUUAUGAAACUUCUGCCUCAGAAAAACGGUGAACCUUCCCUUUUUAAUUAACUUGAAGGAUUGAUCACCAUGUUUAUGUCUGUGAACUAUGACAUUUCAAACGUGGGCAGGGACGGAGAAUGCUCUGCCUUCAGGAAGAGGGCGUUACCGACUGACUCGACGGUUCCUCUUGUAUGUGGUUUUACAGAAAAGCCCAACGGUCGGUCCCCUGCCUUUUUAUGUAAUUUCCUGAAUAUUGUCAUGGUGGUGUUUUGUGCCUUAUUUGGAGGUCGACAGCUGAGAGAGACAUAUGUGACUUACAUUACAUUCCAGAAGUAGGGCUGCUAAACAAUUUUUUACAUUUUAAAGUUAAAUGCAUCAAUCUGUUGCUCUUUGAGAGCAAAAUUAAGAGGUUAGAUCUAUGAAGAUUUUUGUCCUCUGAUAAACAAUUUAAUCAUAAACAAAUUGGUUGUAAAUAUAUGAUUGGUGAUGACAGAGCAAAAAAGUCACAUCUACAAAGCAUCGUAAACGAGACGGGGUCUGUGUUUCAAGACGGGUCGGGUGGGUUGCCGACAUCGCUGCAGACCCCUGACGCUCUCCGUCUCUCUCUGCAGGGAGAGAGGGCACAGUGAGCACUAAGCGGCGAGGUCCGAGCGAGGGGUGUUGUAA
Molecule: messenger RNA, 2285 nt
Organism: Sebastes umbrosus (honeycomb rockfish)
Lineage: Eukaryota; Metazoa; Chordata; Actinopteri; Perciformes; Sebastidae
Gene: slc22a15
Product: solute carrier family 22 member 15
Exons: 13
Coding region: 74-1570 (498 amino acids)
Biological process (GO): transmembrane transport
Cellular component (GO): membrane
Molecular function (GO): transmembrane transporter activity
Source: RefSeq, a predicted model, not a curated record